CCCUGGCUAAAUGCCCCCUCUGCCCCACACAAAACCUGGCCUUGAUCUUGGCAGGUCCUGGAGGAGAGUGGAAACUCCUCCCCAGCCAGGUGUCGGGGGUGUUUGAUUCCCAUGGGCUGGCGCUUGGUGCUGAUGCGGGCAUUUCCUCUACCCCCUUGGACCUUGGCCUGGAGCUCAGGAGCCCUUCCUGUCACCCCUGUCCUCCUCCCUCAAGAGUCGUGGGCACCUGGUUCCAGCGCAUAUGCGCCUGGAGACACCUGCCUUCCCUCCCCUUUGUCUCAGGUCUGGUCCUGAGCAAUGGGUGGUGACAGGCUGGUCCUUGCUGCAGGCAGAGUCUCUGGCAGAGUAGCAUGGUUCCGAGUUCUCAUUCCCCAGGUGGGGUUAGGGUCGCUCCAUCAGUUGUUCCGGACCAGGUGCCGGCGGGGUCCUAAGAAGUGGAGUCAUGCCCUCUGAGGCCCAGCCACCCCUUGCCCAGAAUGCCCGAGGGCCCCGAGCUGCAUCUGGCCAGUCUCUAUGUGAAUGAGGCGUGCAAGGGACUGGUGUUUGCCGGGUGUGUGGAGAAGUCACCUGUCAGCCGCAACCCUGAGGUGCCGUUUGAGAGCAGCGCGUACUGCAUCUCCUCCUCGACCCGUGGCAAGGAGCUGCGCCUGACUCUGAGCCCCCUGCCUGGGGCCCAGCCCCCACAGGAGCCACUGGCCUUGGUCUUCCGCUUUGGCAUGUCUGGCUCCUUCCAGCUGGCGCCCCGGGACGCACUGCCGGCCCAUGCCCACCUGCGCUUUUACACAGCUCCCCCUGGUCCCCCACUCGCCCUCUGCUUCGUGGACAUCCGCCGCUUUGGCCAUUGGGACCUCGGGGGCGAGUGGCAGCCCGGCCGCGGGCCUUGUGUCUUGCUGGAGUAUGAGCAGUUCAGGGACAACGUGUUACGAAACCUAGCGGACAAGGUCUUUGACCAGCCCAUCUGCGAGGUUCUCUUGGACCAGAGGUUCUUCAAUGGCAUUGGCAACUAUCUGCGGGCAGAGAUCCUGUACCGGCUGAAGAUACCCCCUUUUGAGAAGGCCCGUAAGGUUCUAGAGGAGCUGCAGCAGCACAGGCUGAGCCCGGAGCUGACCCUGAGCCAGAAGAUCAGGGCUAAGUUGCAGAACCCAGACCUGCUGGAACUGUGUCACUCCGUGCCCAAGGAAGUGGUCCAGCUGGGGGGCAAAGGAUACGGGCCGGAGCACGGGGAGGAGGACUUUGCUGCCUUCCGAGCAUGGCUGCAGUGCUAUGGUGUGCCUGGCAUGAGCUCCCUGCGGGACCGGCGUGGCCGGACCAUCUGGUUCCAGGGGGAUCCUGGACCCCUGGCCCCGAAAGGAGGCAAGUCCCGCAAGAAGAAAUCCAAAGGAGCACAGCAGGGGCUGGAGCACAGACUGGAGGACCCUCUCGUUCCAAGCACAGCCCCUUCCAGGACAUGUGGGACACCCAGAGGCCCUCCUGGUCAAAGUACAGCCCAGCAGCCAGAGGGGACCAGCCUCCAGCAGGACCCAGAGGUCCCGCCAGUCCCUGGGAAGGGAAAAAGGAGGAGGAGACCAGCAACCUCAGGCCACCGCAGACCCCGAAGGAUCAAAGCUGACACCCCAUCCUUGGAUAAUGAGGGGACGGCAGCCUCUUAGCAGGAGGGCCUCCUUGCUCUGCCAAGCCCUGCGGGGCCUGGGUGGCUCAGCUGAAGCAGGCUGGAGCUGCUGGGGGCCAGGUGUCCCGGUUCUGUGGCUAUUCCCUACACAACUAUGAUGUUUUUAAUUGUACCCCAUCCCCCAUUUUUUAAACCCACGUGAAAAA
Mustela lutreola (European mink) is the source of this 1815-nucleotide messenger RNA. RefSeq names its product nei like DNA glycosylase 1 (gene NEIL1). Gene Ontology annotation, cellular component: nucleus. Gene Ontology annotation, biological process: base-excision repair. The record is from RefSeq and is a predicted model, not a curated record. The transcript has 10 exons. Gene Ontology annotation, molecular function: damaged DNA binding; DNA-(apurinic or apyrimidinic site) endonuclease activity; zinc ion binding. The coding region runs from base 477 to 1649 and encodes 390 amino acids. Lineage: Eukaryota; Metazoa; Chordata; Mammalia; Carnivora; Mustelidae.